CCCAAGAACCUCAUAAUAUGUCAUCAACUGCCAUCGUCACGCUGCCACCCUUGCAUGAAACAGCUUUCUCUCGACUCCCUCCUACUUGCCGCUGCUGCGAUUUCCCCCAAGCACCCUGGAUCCCCGGCUGGCCCCGCCGCAGCACUUUCGCUCAAUCGAUUCCAGGUCUCUUCCUAUCCCUCCACAUCACACAACUUCCAGCUUCCGGCUUCUCUUCAUGCCAAUCCCUUUCUCUUUAGCUCAGUUUUUAUCAAUUCUAGGACCAGUUCGGAGCGUUCAUAACCCGCAUAUGGUUCUCUCUAACCGGCCCGGGAAGGCAUAUUGUCAUCGUCUAAUACUUGGUAAUCAUUGAAAAUGUCAAGAAUGUAUAUAAGUUGUCAGCAAGGACUCGGCUCGUCCUCUCUACCUCAAACCUACUACAUAGUUGAAACAUCAACCAACAACAGGUAUACAGAACGGGCAGCUUUACCAACACCCUAACAUUCACAAGUGCUAGCAGAGAGUGACUGGUACAUCAACAUGAAGAGCUCGAUCAUCUUCUGCUUCUUUGCUGCCUUCGGCGGCUGGGUAUUCGGUUACGAUAUUGGAUACAUCUCAGGAUGUCUGAUCAUGCCUAACUUUAUCCAAUACAUGGGAGAACAAGAUCCUGCCACAGGGGAAUGGAUUCUCUCCUCACAACGGCAAAGUAUCAUCACCUCUUUGCUAUCCGCCGGUACUUUCUUUGGCGCUCUCCUGCAAAGUUUUACCAGUGACAGACUUGGUAGAAGGGGAUCGAUCAUCUUCUGGUCCAUUAUCUUCUCUGUUGGAAUCAUUAUCCAAGUAUCUUCCUUCGGUCUUGCUCAGAUCACUGUCGGUCGAUUCGUAGCCGGUCUCGGUGUCGGUGCACUCUCAGCUAUCGUCCCGCUUUACGUGGGGGAAGCGGCCCCCAAGAAAUUGCGAGGUGCUCUUCUUGUAUUGUAUCAAGUCCAGAUCGCAUCCGGUCUCUUCUUGGCCUACAUCGUCGAUCUUGGAACACAUCACCUCAAGUCCUCAGCUUCAUGGCGUAUUCCUGUUGGUCUUCAGCUCGUUUGGGGUGCAUUCCUAAUUGUCGGCGGUUUACUCCUCCCUGAAUCACCGCGUCUUCUGCUCGGUAGAGGUGACGAGAAAGGCGCCCUCAAGGCUAUCGCGAGGUUAAAUGACUGUGAAGUGGACGAUCCCUUGACGAGAGAUGUUAUCAAGGAUUUGGAAGAAGCCAUCAGGGAGGAAAAUGAGGGUGGAAAGGCUGGAUGGUUAGAGUGUUUCAGCACGAGGAGUAUGAUGUGGAAGAGAACUCUGAACGGUUGCAUGGUACAAUUCUUGCAGCAACUCAACGGACAGAACUUCUACUACUACUACGGCCCAGUAUUCUUUGAGAGUGCUGACGUCCCUCUUUCUGCGUACUCUAUCCAAGCCAUUCUCGGCGGUAUCUCCCUCGCCACAGUCAUCCCCGCCAUGUGGACCAUCGAGCACCUUGGGCGACGUAAAUCACUCCUUUUCGGCGCCGCUAUUCAAGCUGCCUGUGCCCUCAUCGCCGGCUUGGUUGGUCAUUACUACACCGAUGUGGCGGGUGUCACCGAUUCCAUGGUCAAGACGGGUGGUAACGUUUUAAUUGCGUUUGCUGUCAUUCAUGUUUCCAUGUACAGUUUGUUCUGGGGACCUACACCCUGGGUCAUCCUGGGCGAGACUUACCCUCUCCGUGUUCGACCAAAGGCGAUUGCUCUUGCUGCUGCUGUUAACUGGCUUUGGAAUUUCCUUCUCUCUUACUUCUCGCCUUUGAUUGCUGAUGACAUCGGCCCUCUUAUUCUCUUGAUCUUCUUUGGAUGUCUUAUCUUCGCUUUCGUCUACGUCUUCUUUAUGCUUCCAGAGACUCGAGGAAUUACCCUCGAAGAAGUCGAUGAGCUCUACCGAUCCAAAAUACCCCCAUGGAAGUCCAAUAGCUGGAAACCUUCAUCCCAUCACGCGGCUCUCGACGCCCUUGAAGGCGAAAGCCGAAAACCAGUUGAGGUGCCUGCUCAGGCUCCUGGCACGCUGGAUGAGACGAAGCCUGCGGAUGAGCACUUGGAAAAUGCGCCUGCGGCUAAGGCUAGGAUUGAGGGGGAAAGAGGAGCGAGAGAAAAGAGUAUUGUGUAAAUCGACCUGGCGCGUUUAAAAAGGCUGUUGUGCUGUAACCUUUUCGCCGUGUGUGUAUAUCGAUAGAAAAAGGGGUAAUAGAUAACAGAUUUUGUGUUGGAAUGAUAGGAAGAGGCAACUAUCAUUAAUGAAUAAAGGUAUUUCAUUUGCGUCUAACGACUACCUUCUAAAUCAUUAAGACUUAUUACAAUAACUAUAGUAAAGCUGUAUAGGCACCAGAUUUUAAGUGGCCCAAUUAAUUCUUGUCCC
Cryptococcus deneoformans JEC21 is the source of this 2397-nucleotide messenger RNA. Its product is annotated as sugar transporter, putative. Lineage: Eukaryota; Fungi; Basidiomycota; Tremellomycetes; Tremellales; Cryptococcaceae. Gene Ontology annotation, biological process: transmembrane transport; carbohydrate transport. The transcript is spliced from 18 exons. Bases 520 to 2148 code for a protein of 542 amino acids. The record is from RefSeq and is a predicted model, not a curated record. Gene Ontology annotation, cellular component: plasma membrane. Gene Ontology annotation, molecular function: carbohydrate:proton symporter activity.